AUAAUGUAGAUCUAUAUGGGAAAAUCAAUGCGAGAUUCUGACCAAGAUGUUAAUUUAGUUCCAUAUGGCCGUCAAGGGAGACAAUUAUUACGAAAUAUGUCGAGAAAUCAAGCGAAAGGACUUAUAUCAACUAUUUUGAGCCAUCUUAAAAGGAAGAAACUUAAAAAGGAGCAAAUAAAGCAAGAAAUUGUUGGAACUGAUUUUCAUGGCAACAGAUAUAUUUUAAAGCAUGCAGACAAGGAAUUAAAUAUAAAAGAGUCUCGUUUUGUUCUCCCAUCAGAAGAAAAUGCAAUGAUGUAUAAAGAAAAGCUUGGCAUGGGAGUGCCACCUGAGUGGAAUGCUUGGCUGCGAUUUAGUCGAGUUAACCCUCCAACUGAAGAGGAGCUGGAGAGGAAUAGAAUAAAAAAGUUGCAAAUACAGCAGAGGGUGAAAGAACUAGCAGAAAAAGAGAGAAUGGAGAAUCAGAUAGAGGGUGAUACAAAAAGUACAGAAAUAACAGAAACAAUAUCUGGUGAUACAACUAAAGUUCCUUACCCAACAUAUGAUGAUUUACACCUAACACCUGGUCAAAUGCCAAAACCACCGAAAGAUUGACAUUCUAUCAACUAUUGACAUUUUAGAUUAAGUUAUUAUAUAUAUAGUUCUGAUGAUAUUUUGAGUUUUUGUUAAUACACAAUUAUUAAAUCAUACAAAAAAAGGUGAAA
Ruditapes philippinarum (Manila clam) is the source of this 704-nucleotide messenger RNA. Its product is annotated as NADH dehydrogenase [ubiquinone] 1 alpha subcomplex assembly factor 2-like. The record is from RefSeq and is a predicted model, not a curated record. The coding region runs from base 16 to 594 and encodes 192 amino acids. Gene Ontology annotation, biological process: mitochondrial respiratory chain complex I assembly. Gene Ontology annotation, cellular component: membrane. The transcript has 6 exons. Lineage: Eukaryota; Metazoa; Mollusca; Bivalvia; Venerida; Veneridae.